Micropterus dolomieu (smallmouth bass) is the source of this 705-nucleotide messenger RNA. Its product is annotated as cyclin-dependent kinase 16-like. Gene Ontology annotation, molecular function: ATP binding. Lineage: Eukaryota; Metazoa; Chordata; Actinopteri; Centrarchiformes; Centrarchidae. The record is from RefSeq and is a predicted model, not a curated record. The annotation marks the transcript as partial. The transcript has 5 exons.
UCCUCUAUCCCACCAUCAACCCUCCAUAAUUUGUCCACCACUUCAUCACCCCUCGACACCUUUAUCCUCCAUAAUCCCUCCUUCCUUCAUGUCUCCAUCACUCCCCCCCGAUCAGAGGUGGUGUCUCUUCGUGGUUCUUCUGGAAGUUUGAAGGUUCGAGGUUCCUCCUCUUCAGUUCAGUCUCUUCUUCAGUCGUACAGCAGGAAACCUCGAGGCCUCGGACGCAGCCUGAGCUCCUACCUGAACCACACAGCACGACUGGAGAUCGUCCACGAGGAUGUGAAGAUGAAUUCAGAUGGAGAAAGUGAUCCGGCUUCUUCUUCAGAUGACGUUCAGAGUCCAGUCAGAGUCAGACUGAGAAACAAGAAGAUCUCUACUGAGGACAUUAACAAGCGUCUCUCGCUACCAGCAGACCUUCGUCUUCCAGACGGUUACCUGGAGAAAUUUAAUGUGAUUGGUCCAGCUCUGUUUGAGCAGCCAAUCAGCAGACGGCUGCGCAGAGUGUCUCUGUCAGAGAUCGGUUUUGGGAAACUGGAGACAUACAUCAAACUGGACAAACUGGGAGAGGGGACCUAUGCCACAGUGUAUAAAGGUCGCAGUAAACUGACCGAUAACCUCGUGGCUCUGAAGGAAAUCCGCCUGGAACAUGAAGAAGGAGCUCCGUGUACUGCUAUCAGAGAAGGUACUACAGUACUAGGGGUGUAA